GGUGGUGGUUUUUGGGGUGGGGAAGGGGAGGGGGGGGGACGCAAAGGUUCUGAUCAGCUGGACCGGAACAGCGUCCGGGCAACAUGCUGCACUGUGCCGACUGUGAGAAGCCCAUUCUGGACAGGUUCCUGCUCAAAGUUUUGGACAGACCCUGGCACAUCAAGUGUGUCCAGUGCUGCGAGUGCAAAUGCAGCCUGACGGAGAAGUGCUUCUCCAGGGACGGGAGACUCUAUUGUAAGAACGACUUCUUCAGGAGAUUUGGCACCAAGUGUGGAGGCUGCUCGCAGGGGAUUUUGCCCAGCGACCUUGUCCGCAGGGCCAAGAGCAAAGUGUUCCACCUGAACUGCUUCACCUGCAUGAUGUGUAACAAGCAGCUGUCCACCGGAGAGGAGCUCUACAUCCUGGACGAGUUCAAGUUCGUCUGCAAGGAGGACUACCAGAACAACAACGGGAAGGACACCAUCCUCCUCUCAGUGACGACGUGCAGCGAUCCGAGCCUCUCGCCGGACUCGCAGGACCCGCAGGACGACGGCAAGGACUCGGAGGGCGGACCCGCGUCCGACAAGGAGGCGUGCGGCAACGACAACGACGAGCAGAGCGCCGUGGGCAAGCGCCGCGGGCCCCGGACCACCAUCAAGGCCAAGCAGCUGGAGACGCUGAAGGCUGCGUUCGCGGCCACGCCGAAGCCCACCAGACACAUCCGGGAGCAGCUGUCCCGGGAGACCGGCCUCAACAUGAGGGUGAUCCAGGUUUGGUUCCAAAACCGGAGGUCCAAAGAGCGACGCAUGAAGCAGCUGAGCGCGCUGAGCGCACGGAGACACGUGUUUUUCCGGAGUCCGAGGAGGAUGAGAGCUCUGGGAGAGAGACUGGAGCCAGGAGAGCUUGGUCAUUUCUCUUACUACGGAGAUUAUCCGGCUGAAUACUACGGCCCAGGGGGGAAUUACGAGUACUUCCAGGGCCCGCCCUCGUCCCAGGCUCAGACCCCCGCGGACCUGUGCUUUGUGCCCUCCACGGUCCCCGCCGGCACCCCGUUAGGAGCCAUGGAGCACCACCACCACCAGCAGCAGCAGCAGCACCACCAUCAACACGCAGGGGUGGGGCAGCACCACUGCGGCGCCGACGUGCCGUGCUUCUCGGACGGCGCGUCGCACCACCCCGCGGACUCGCCCAGCCCGGAGCCCAGCGGGCCCGGCUCUAUUCACAGCAUCUCCAGCGAGAUGUGCGGCCCCGGCACGCCGUUCACCGCCGUGUCUCUCAGCGACAACGGCUACACCAACCAGCUGUCACAGCCCUCCUCGGAACUAAGCGAAGGCACUACCUGGUAAUCCAGCCACUACAAAGAAAAGCACACUUUAUUUAUUUAUUUAUUUAUUUAUUUAUUUAUUUAUUUAUUUAUUUAUUUAUC
This is a messenger RNA of Fundulus heteroclitus (mummichog), 1405 nucleotides long. RefSeq names its product LIM/homeobox protein Lhx1. Gene Ontology annotation, biological process: neuron differentiation; regulation of transcription by RNA polymerase II. Lineage: Eukaryota; Metazoa; Chordata; Actinopteri; Cyprinodontiformes; Fundulidae. The transcript has 5 exons. Bases 84 to 1325 code for a protein of 413 amino acids. Gene Ontology annotation, cellular component: nucleus. Gene Ontology annotation, molecular function: RNA polymerase II transcription regulatory region sequence-specific DNA binding; DNA-binding transcription factor activity, RNA polymerase II-specific. The record is from RefSeq and is a predicted model, not a curated record.